Cyprinodon tularosa is the source of this 5559-nucleotide messenger RNA. RefSeq names its product meiosis regulator and mRNA stability factor 1. Bases 173 to 5542 code for a protein of 1789 amino acids. Gene Ontology annotation, biological process: post-transcriptional gene silencing. NCBI's taxonomy places the organism in Eukaryota, Metazoa, Chordata, Actinopteri, Cyprinodontiformes, Cyprinodontidae. The record is from RefSeq and is a predicted model, not a curated record. Gene Ontology annotation, molecular function: RNA nuclease activity; mRNA base-pairing post-transcriptional repressor activity; CCR4-NOT complex binding. The transcript is spliced from 27 exons. Gene Ontology annotation, cellular component: peroxisome; cytoplasm.
AGUCGCAUCGUUUUCUGGCAAUGGUCGGUUACAAAAAGGUGCACGGCAUUUGUAGGGAGAACAACACAGGUACACGGUUCUAAGGGGAGGAUGUAAGAGGCUAAACUUUCGCAGGGAAGCAUGAGAGAGAAGAAGGACGAGAGCAUGGUGAAAGGCCCAUGGUGUUUGUGUGAUGGAUGGCGUAAGGAAGGAGAGAUCCACACACUGCUCUAGAACAGGUCCGAUUCACCCCAAAGCAGAUGUCUCCAGCCUUCAGUGGAAACCCAAACACUCCUCCUCAAAUGAGACGACCUCCUUUCACCAGAACUAUAAAGGUAACAUUUCCAUGGAAAACCACAAGGCUGUACCUGACCUGAAGGAUGUCCCCCCACCUCCUCCUCCUCUUCCUCCUUAUCCCUCUACAUCCCAGCUAUCCCAGCCCUUUCCUUUGAUACCUCUGCCCCUGCCUCCUGCCUGCUUGCCGCCUUCCCUGCAGCUAAUACAAGAUUCCCACCAACAACAUCCGCCAUCAAAACAGCAACAGCAAGGGCUUAGCCCCAAAGUAAGCAUUUGCACCCAAUGUGACUACUGUAGCACAGACAGCUAUGGCUUAUUGGGUGGCAGAGGUGUUGUAAGCAGCAGUAUUUGUUCACCACAGACAGCAUCUGGCUUUCUGGGAACACCAAGCAGCAGCAGUAGCAGAUUAGAGCUGUGCUCUUUAGCUCCACCUAUCCGUUGCUAUAAUAACCUAAGCCGUGGUGGAAGUGACGUGUUUGAUCCCUUGCUCCCGCUUGGUUGCAAACCUCAGUUGCCUUCUUUUGUGGCUACCUCUCAACCUCUUUCCCUUCAACCUUGCCUACCAUGCUGCUCAGGACCUCUUCACCCCUGCUCAGCUUUACCUCCUUCACUCAGUCAGUCCAGCACAUUUCCCUCUUCUGCACCCCUUUCCUCUGUCACCUCUCCACCUGCUCCUGGGAAAGACUCGUGUGUGGUUUCCUCUGGCUUUUACACCUGCGGUGUGGACUGCCACACAUCAACAAGGACAUUCCAAAGAAGUGCACUUGGUGAUCAGCCCAGCAUCACAGCCGUCACAAGUUCAACCAGCUCAACACACUUCACCUCUAGUCCUAUGCUCCAGAAUGUAAAACACACAGUUUGUCGGAAUGCGGCACACUUCUGCCAGGAGUGCUUGUUAAAGCCAAAACCUGGUCCAAUUUCAGAAUCCAAGUUGUGGCCCAAUGUUCCUCCGCCUCCAGCUUCUUCCAUCCCUCUUCCCAUUUGUAAUGGCUGUGGAACAUUGUCUGAUGGCAUGAUGCCGUCCACCAACCAUGGCAAGAGCGGCUAUAAAUAUGAGAACAGUGGUCCUGAAAGUAUGCCUCCUGUUGGUGUCUUCUGGGACAUUGAAAACUGCAGUGUGCCCAGUGGUCGCUCUGCUGAAGCCGUGGUGCAGAGGAUUCGCAGCUGGUUCUUCCAGGGACACAGAGAAGCAGAGUUCAUCUGUGUCUGUGAUAUCAGCAAGGAGAGUAAAGCUGUCAUCCAAGAGCUCAAUAACUGCCAGGUCACGGUUGCUCAUAUUAAUGCCACUGCAAAGAAUGCUGCUGAUGAUAAACUUCGCCAGAGCCUAAGACGAUUCGCUGACACACACACUGCACCUGCAACUGUCAUACUGGUGUCCUCUGAUGUGAAUUUUGCCAGCGAGCUGAGUGAUCUGCGCCAUCGCCACGGAUUCAGAGUGAUUCUGAUCCAUGGCAGCCACACGUCUUCCUCUCUGCUGCAGCACGCCCACCGCCAUGUACCCUUUCAGCAAGUUACCGCUGAUCUGCCUCAGCGUUUGUUCAUCAAAUCGCAGCCCAGUGUCAGCUUCCUCUAUGUGCACAACCUCCCCGUCAUCUCUGACAAGACCCUGCAGAAUGCUGUGAAGCUCAGGCUUCGCCGCCUGUCAGACAACUGUGGCGGCAAAGUGCAGAGUAUGUCCCAGGGUACAGCGGUCCUCCGUUUUGGCAACCAGGAGGCGGCUGCUCGGGCCCGCAAACGAAUGGAUAACGAGGAUGUGUUUGGCUACAGAAUCAGCCUCUCUUUCUCACCGCGGACCAGAGACGAUGUUGGUUCUGAGCCUCAGCUUCAGACUGAGCCCCGGCCCUUCCAAACCAAGGUGUCUAUGCUUGCCCCUUUCCCAUCCAUAUCUUCCUCCUCUUUCCUGCCCCUGGAGAAGCCAAGAUCACCCAGGAGGCCACGGCGAGCCACCCGCCCCUUUGCUGCCUCUGGGCUGGUGCCAGAGAGGCCCUACAGCCCCAGGAGGGGUUCCAGUGGGCCUCCCGGCGGUGCUCCAGCCAAACCGCAUCAGGAGACUAAUAUGGAUGGAAAGUCCAGGGUGGGCCUGGCCCACCUGGAUAGGGGGCGUGCUGCUUCCUCCUCACCUCAGAGGAGGGAGACAAGAGCAUUGGAGGAACAGAGUAAGACUGACCUGACUGGAGAACCUGUAGACGAUAAGAGGGAGGGUUCCAGUCCUCGAAGGGUAACCGGCUCACCUGUUACUCAAAGGGUCAGGAGCUCAGAGUUCAAGAUUAGCACACCCUCAGCCUUCAGCAAGCUGAAUCUGAAUAGGAGCUUCAGCCCCAUGGUCCCGUCUCAGGGGUCCUGGUCCUCACGGAGCGGGUCCCCGUGCCUGUCCAGCCGUUCAUCCCCUCUGCUUGCAACUGCUCGCAGCUCCUGCUCUGAAGGUCUGUCUCAGCCUUUCUCUGAGGGGACGGAACUCCAGGUAGCCAACCUUGACUACAGAAUGUCCCGUAAAGACCUGCAGCAGAUACUGCAUGACACCUUCUCCAGAUAUGGACAGGUGAAGGCUGUGGAUCUGAGCCCUCACACUGAUUAUCAGCUGAAGGCCACGGUUCAAAUGAUGUCCCUGCAGCAAGCCAUCAGUGCUGUCAGUGGGCUGCACCGCUAUAAGAUUGGAAGUAAACGCAUCCAGGUGUCUCUGGUCACCGGUGCCAACAACAAAUCACUUUCCUUGCUCAGCACUGAGAUCAUUUGCAUUCUUCAGGAUGCUCCUGCUAACUGCCUUCCUCUGUUCAAACUGGCUGAGAUCUAUGAGAAGAAGUAUUUCCGUAAACUCUCCAUUGGCGAUCUCUACAAGUUAUCAGAUGUGCUCUCAGUGCGAGAACAGGGAGGCUCCAGACUAGUUUGCCUUCUCCCCAACAUCCGAAUUCGUCAGAGUCCAUUGGGAUCUUCUCAGUCCCAGGAAGCCUCGUCCUCUGCAAGUGGGAGUCCUGUUGUGUUUGAGGAACUCGAGUACCACGAGCCUGUUUGCAGACAACAUUAUGCUAAGCAAGACUUCAGCGAAGCUGACUUUGACCCUGAAUCCUAUAAAAUCCCCUUUGUGGUGAUGUCACUGAGCAGUUUGGCCUCUGAUGUUCACAGUCUUCUGCAGAUUCAUGACGGCACUCUUCCCCUGCUCAGCUUUCCUGACUGUUAUGCGGCUAAAUUUAGCCCUCUGCAAGUCGGAAAUGAGAUGCUAGAGGGUGCUGUUCCUCUGGAGCAUCUGAUUACUUGUGUUCCUAGUAUCACCAUUGUAACCGCUCAGAAUGGUUUCAAGGUCAUCAAGUGGAUCCAUAACAAACCACCUGCACAGAACUCUGAGCCAUGGAUUCAGCGAUGCAAGAGCCCGGUUGGCAAUCCACAGCUCAUCCAGUUCAGCAGAGAGAUUAUUGACCUGUUGAAGAGUCGGCCAUCUUGCCUCAUACCAAUCAGCAAAUUCAUACCUUCAUACCACCAUCACUUUGCCAAACAGUGCCGGGUCUCUGACUACGGCUUCUCAAAGUUACUGGAGCUUCUGGAAGCUGUUCCUCAUGUUUUGCAGAUAAUAGGAAUGGGUACCAAACGUUUACUGACCCUUACCCACCGAGCACAAGUGAAGCGUUUCACACAAGAUCUUCUUAAGUUGCUCAAGUUUCAAGCUAGUAAACAAGUGGCAAUCAGGGACUUUAUGCAGGCAUACCAUUGGUGUUUCUCUAGAGACUGGAGGGUAACAGAUUAUGGGAUAUGUGACCUGAUGGACCUGCUGGCUGAAAUCCCAGACACAACAAUCACCAUCACACACCAGACCACAGACACAGUCAUCUCUGUUCCUAAGAGAGAGCGUACUGCGGAGGAAGUGGAGCGAACCAAGCAGUUUGGAAAGGAGGUAGUGGACCUCCUCCGCCAUCAGCCACACUGUCGAAUGCCGUUCAGCAAGUUCAUUCCUACCUACCACCACCACUUCGGUCGUCAGUGCAAGCUCAGCUACUACGGCUUCACAAAGCUCAUGGAGCUUUUUGAAGCCAUCCCAGACAUUCUGAUGGUCUUGGAAUGUGGUGAGGAGAAAGUGCUGACUUUAACAGAGGUUGAGCGUAUCAAGGCUCUGGCAGCCCAACUAGUCAAGCUGCUACGGGCUCAGAAAGAUUUCAGUCUGUCCGUCAGCCAGUUUCUCCCAGAGUACAGCAAGACCUUCGGUUAUGGUCUCCGUCUUCAGGACUAUGACGUAGCGUCGGUGCCCGCUCUGCUGACCAAACUCUGCCAUGCUGUCAAGAUGGUGGACGGCUCUGAGGGUCGCAUAGUGCAGCUGAUCAACAGGAAGUCUCUACGUCUGCUGACCUCUCAGCUGUUGGCUCUGCUAAUGUCCCAAGAAACUCAUCAAGUAUCAAAGGGAAUGAAGGUGGAUGAGCUGAGCAUGCAUUACAUGAGUAUUCAUGGAACCCAGCUGAAUCCUUGUGAAUAUGGGUUUCUGUCUCUGAGCGAACUGCUAAAGAGCCUACCUUACCUUGUAGAGUUGUACUUUGAAGAAAAUGGUGAAGAUUGCAGCUCUGCUGGCGGUCAUGGGGUUGAGUGGGUGAGGUUAACCAGGCUUUACCAGUUUGCUCGUAACAUUCGGGCGCUGCUCCACACCUACCACUACAACCAGCUCUUCCUGACAGAGUUCCAGGGGGCCUACAACAAGUUUACAGGCUGCAACCUUGACCCUCGCUUCUAUGGGUACAGCACCACUGAUGAACUGCUCGGCGCUAUUCCUCAGGUGGUCUGGAUCAAAGGACACGGUCAUAAGAGGAUUAUCGUUUUAAAGAACGAUAUGAAAGCAAAGCCAAGCUCUUCAGUUCCUAACAGCCCACAACCGGUAGACAUGGAGAGUCCGAGGGACAGCCCCAUCAGCAGCACAUCAGGAACACAAAGUCCAGGUUGCGAUGCUGAAUCAGAGCUGCUCCGUCUUACAUCACCUGUCGACCUGUUGUGUGGCCCUGUACCGUCCUGCCUGCCGUCACCCCAGCUCCACCCUGACCCUGUUCUCCUUCAGCAAAUGGACCUGAUUAACUUUGAGAAAACACCCCCCCCACAACCCUCAGCAGAGCUGGAGUCUGUAGAGGAGGCUGCAGCAGAUGGUACCUGUGGUCCUCUGGAUCAGUCUGGCGUUGAAGACGAUUCACCAGCGCUCCCUGAUGAGAAGAACACCUUGUCCAUGGACAGUCCUGGCAGAAGAGCCUCACGCAGCAGAUUUAAACUAGCUGCCAACUUCUCCUUCACAGCAGGCCUCUGAUGAAUCCAUUUCUUUCC